This is a messenger RNA of Capronia coronata CBS 617.96, 1458 nucleotides long. Its product is annotated as phosphatidylinositol glycan, class M. Gene Ontology annotation, molecular function: GPI mannosyltransferase activity; alpha-1,4-mannosyltransferase activity. The transcript has a single exon. NCBI's taxonomy places the organism in Eukaryota, Fungi, Ascomycota, Eurotiomycetes, Chaetothyriales, Herpotrichiellaceae. The coding region runs from base 1 to 1458 and encodes 485 amino acids. The record is from RefSeq and is a predicted model, not a curated record. Gene Ontology annotation, biological process: GPI anchor biosynthetic process. Gene Ontology annotation, cellular component: glycosylphosphatidylinositol-mannosyltransferase I complex; membrane.
AUGCCGUCUCUCCUAGCAUAUGUGUUCUCCUCCCGCACCGCCGUCUUCUUCUCAGCCUUGCUCCUACGCGCCGUCCUGCUCGUCUACGGAAUAUACCAGGACUCGGUGUCCGCCAUAAAAUACACCGACAUCGACUACUAUGUCUUCACAGACGCAGCGCGAGCCGUGGCAAGACAUUCUUCUCCUUACGAUCGGGCAACGUACCGUUACACGCCUCUCCUUGCUUGGAUUCUCCUUCCUACCAGCUGGGGAGGACUCUGGUUCCAUUUCGGCAAGGUGCUGUUCGCUCUGUCUGAUCUGAUUGCUGGAUGGCUCAUCCUCAUGGUUCUGAAGAGGAGGGGUAUGCGAGAGCCAGAGGCGUUGAAAUAUGCCAGUGUAUGGCUUGUGAACCCAAUGGUUGCAAACAUCAGCACUCGUGGAAGCAGUGAGGGUCUCCUUUGUGUGCUGGUCAUGACGCUUCUGUGGGCUUUUGAGACACGACGCGUCACAUUGUCAGGCAUUCUGCUGGGAUUAUGUGUUCAUUCCAAGAUAUACCCUUUCAUCUACGGGGCCAGCAUGCUGUGGGCGCUUGAAACCAGAUCAUCUGGAUCAAUGAACACUAAAGCUCAAAGUGUGUUCAAAUUCUUCAAUGCAGACCGCAUCCUUCUGGUGUCGACAUCGCUUCUCACGUUCACCGCUCUGAAUGUUCUCAUGUACAAUAACUACGGCCUACCGUUCCUUCAGCACACCUUUCUUCAUCAUCUUACCCGGAUCGACCACCGCCACAACUUCUCUCCAUACAACACGCUGUUGUAUCUCUCGUCUGCCCAAACGACGGUCCCUUCAUUCUCCGGUUCAUCCCUCCGAUUCUCCUUUGAGUCUCUGGCAUUCAUUCCACAGCUGCUCCUUUCCGCGGUUCUCCUUCCGGUCGGCCUGGCCAAGCGUCAUCUUCCAGCAACCAUGCUUGCGCAGACUCUCGCCUUCGUCACGUUCAACAAAGUCUGCACGUCUCAGUACUUUCUGUGGUACCUUAUCUUUCUGCCAUUGUAUCUUGCCGAUUCAUCGCUCACUGCCCGGCCUGCACUGGGAGUUACAGCACUAGCGCUCUGGGUCUUGGGUCAGGCCGCGUGGUUACAGCAGGGCUAUCAAUUGGAAUUCUUGGGCAGAAGCACCUUUGUGCCCGGCUUGUUUGCGGCCAGUCUGGCCUUCUUCGCCAUCAAUUGCUGGAUCCUGGGGAUUGUGGUGCAAGACGUGGUCGAGAAGCCAAUCGAAGCUCCUAAUACCAGCCGUCUAACUGGAGCACGAGCUCCGAUAUCCGCAUCCACACCAACUCCUGAGGUAAAGAGAACUGCCUCAGAAAGGGUUAUAGGUACGGUUGGGCCAACCUCCACAAGACCGCGAGGCAACAGCACCCUCGACAUCAGCGACAUCACCAAUGUUCAUCUAGGGCCACGGAACAGGGUAUUGAAAAGCAAUUGA